UCGCCGCCGCGUCUGCGCAUGGGGAGCUGGUUGCCGCUGCCGCCGCCUGGAAUUGUGGGGGUUGUGUCUGCCCCUCGGCUGGCGGGCGGGAAGCCGAAGGUCUAUAUCUAUGGCUCUCCAGGACCUGCCCCCUUCUAGGAUGGCUCUUCUGGGAAUGCUGCUCGGGCUGCUGAUGGCUUCCUGCUUCACCUUCUGCCUCAGUCAUCAGAACCCGGAGUUUGCGCUCACCAGCCCAGAGAAGAGCAGGACCAAAGAAGUGGAGAGAAAGGAAACCACAGCAGAAGAGGAGCUGGACUCCGAGGUCCUGGAGGUGUUUCACCCGACCCAUGAGUGGCAGGCCCUUCGGCCAGGGCAGGCUGUCCCUGCUGGAUCCCAUGUGCGGCUGAAUCUCCAGAGUGGGGCAAGAGAAGUGAAACUCCAAGAAGAGGACAAGUUCCGAAGUAAUUUGAAAGGGUUGAAAAAAGGCAGAAGGCUGGACAUCAACACUAACACCUACACAUCUCAGGACCUCAAGAGUGCACUGGCAAAAUUCAAGGAGGGGGCAGAAGUGGAGAGUUCAAAGGAAGACAAGGCAAGGCAGGCCAAGGUUAAACGACUCUUUCGCCCCAUCGAGGAACUAAAGAAGGAGUUUGAGGAGCUGAAUGUUGUCAUUGAGACUGACAUGCAGAUCAUGGUACGGUUGAUCAACAAGUUCAACAGUUCCAGCUCCAGCCUAGAAGAGAAGAUUGCUGCACUCUUUGAUCUCGAAUAUUAUGUCCAUCAGAUGGAUAAUGCACAGGACCUGCUUUCCUUUGGCGGCCUUCAAGUGGUGAUCAAUGGGCUGAACAGCACAGAGCCCCUGGUGAAGGAGUAUGCUGCGUUUGUGCUGGGGGCUGCCUUUUCCAGCAACCCAAAGGUCCAAGUAGAGGCCAUUGAAGGGGGAGCCCUACAGAAGCUGCUGGUCAUCCUGGCUACAGAGCAGCCUCUCCCUGCAAAGAAGAAGGUCCUGUUUGCGCUGUGCUCCCUUCUGCGGCACUUCCCCUACGCCCAGCAGCAGUUCCUGAAACUGGGGGGGCUGCAGGUCUUGAGGAGCCUGGUACAGGCGAAGGGCACAGAGGUGCUGGCUGUGCGCGUGGUCACUCUGCUUUAUGACCUGGUCACUGAAAAGAUGUUUGCUGAGGAGGAGGCCGAGCUGACAUGGGAGACGUCCCCAGAGAAGCUGCAGCAGUAUCGCCAGGUGCACCUCCUGCCGGGCCUGCGGGAGCAGGGCUGGUGCGAGAUCACCACCCACCUCCUGGCCCUCCCUGAGCACGAUGCCCGAGAAAAGGUGCUGCAGACGCUGGGCGCCCUCCUGGCCACCUGCCGGGACCGCUACCGUCAGGAUCCCCAGCUCAGCAGAACGCUAGUCAGCCUGCAGGCUGAGUACCAGGCUCUGGCCGCCCUGGAGCUCCAAGACGGUGAGGAUGAGGGCUACUUCCGGGAACUGCUGGGCUCCAUCAACAGCUUGCUGAAGGAGUUGAGAUGAGGCUGCUCCCCAACACUGGGACUGGACUGGGACUUUAGUGAGGCUGAUGGGCACCAGCUUGGCUGGGCUCUUCAGGGGACACCAGCCAGGAGGGAGGACUUCCCUACUGGGGCCUGGACAUCAUCUGGGUAGUGCUGGCUUGGCCAUUAAAUGGAGACAUGAGGGCC
This is a messenger RNA of Neomonachus schauinslandi (Hawaiian monk seal), 1671 nucleotides long. It is a transcript of the gene SIL1, whose product is annotated as SIL1 nucleotide exchange factor. The record is from RefSeq and is a predicted model, not a curated record. Bases 110 to 1504 code for a protein of 464 amino acids. NCBI's taxonomy places the organism in Eukaryota, Metazoa, Chordata, Mammalia, Carnivora, Phocidae. The transcript has 10 exons.